AUGAUGUACGAUCGGAAGCUGAACAAAGCCUUUGAUAGAGUGAUGAUGCAGAUAGAGCAGCUAACCGCAUCAUCGGGCGAGCUGUCUAAGCAGGCCGAGGAGACCAGGCUGAGAAACAGGGAGCUCCAGGAGGAGUUAGAGGCGGAGAGAGCGGCAAGGGGAUCGCUUAAGUCGUGGGCUGACCAAGAGAUAGCUCGGCUAAAUGAGAGCUUGGUCGUUGAAGUAAGUAAGGCCGAAGCGGCCCUGCGAGGUCGGCAGCAGCAGCGUCAGGGAAAACUAAAGCGGUACUGCAAGGACAUGGUGGAAGUGAACCGCAUUACUUCCCUUGCAAACCAAUCGGGAUGCAUUAAGGCUUAUCUUGAAGACAUCAAAGAGGUGGGAGCGCAGAUUUUCGAGGCGCGGUUUCAAAGCCUUGCGGCAGAUAAAGCAAAGUAUAUAGCUGAGCUCGGCGCCCUUGACGUCGUCGAGGUCACAGACGCAGAUUUUGAAGUCACGCCGCGACGCAGCUUCGAACCUUCUUCGGAGAGGGUCGUGGCUGAUGUCGCGGCUUCCCUUAAUCAGUACGGGUCUCAUAUGUCGCCUCAGCGAUGUGUAGCCGAUCUAUCGUCAGGGAGUAGUAGCGACGAGGAAGGUGAAGUGAGGGAUCCUUCUACUGGAGAAUUUUUGGCCCCACUCUCUGGCAAUCCCGUUACCCCGGCUGCUCAAACUUAA
Molecule: messenger RNA, 711 nt
Organism: Arabis nemorensis
Lineage: Eukaryota; Viridiplantae; Streptophyta; Magnoliopsida; Brassicales; Brassicaceae
Source: the annotation of a GenBank genome assembly